This is a messenger RNA of Saprolegnia parasitica CBS 223.65, 1161 nucleotides long. RefSeq lists its product as hypothetical. The transcript has a single exon. Gene Ontology annotation, molecular function: UFM1 activating enzyme activity. Gene Ontology annotation, cellular component: cytosol; cytoplasm. The record is from RefSeq and is a predicted model, not a curated record. The coding region runs from base 1 to 1161 and encodes 386 amino acids. Lineage: Eukaryota; Oomycota; Saprolegniomycetes; Saprolegniales; Saprolegniaceae. Gene Ontology annotation, biological process: protein ufmylation.
AUGGCCGACGUCGACGCGCUGCAGGCCCGCAUUGCGGCCCUCGAAGCCCAUGUUCGCGAGCUCGAGGCCGAGAAGCAUGGCGGUCGCCGUAAGGUAGAGCACAUGAGCAGCGAGGUUAUCGACUCGAAUCCGUACAGCCGGCUCAUGGCGCUCCAGCGCAUGGGCGUCGUCGCCGACUACGAGUCGAUCCGGUCGCUCUCGGUGCUGAUCGUGGGCCUUGGCGGCGUCGGGUCUGUCGCCGCCGAGAUGCUGACGCGCUGCGGAAUCGGAAAGCUCUUGCUCUACGACUACGACCGAGUCGAGCUCGCCAACAUGAACCGCCUCUUCUUCCGGCCGCACCAAGCGGGCAUGACCAAGACGGCGGCGUCCGUGCAGACGCUGGCGGCGAUCAACCCGGACGUGGCCUUUGAAGAGCACACGAUGGACAUUACGACGACCGCUAACUUUGAGCAGCUCCUCGACCGCAUCGCACACGGUGGCCUCCAUGGCGGGCGCGUCGACCUCGUCUUGAGCUGCGUCGACAACUACGCAGCGCGCAUGUCCAUCAACCAAGCCUGCAACGAGCUCAACAUGACGUGGAUGGAGAGCGGUGUCUCGGAGGACGCUGUCUCGGGCCACAUCCAGACGCUGCUGCCCGGACGCACCGCGUGCUUUGAGUGUCUACCACCGCUCAUUCUCGCGUCGGGUGUGCCCGAGUCGACGCUCAAGCGCAACGGCGUCUGCGCCGCGUCGCUCCCGACCACCAUGGGGCUCGUCGCGUCGCUUCUUGUUCAGAACGCGCUCAAGCAUCUUCUGCGCUUUGGGAGCGUCUCGUACUACCUGGGGUACAGUGCGCUGCGGGACUUUUUUCCCAUGGACGUGCUGCGGCCCAACCCCGAGUGUGCAAGCGCCGACUGCCGCCGCCAGCAAGCUGCGCACGGUCCGUGGUCACCACCAACCCCAGACAACCUCGAUGUCCAUGCUGUGGUACACGACACGAACGACUGGGGCAUCCAAAUGUGCGAUGCCAGCGACGACACCACGAUCGGAGCUUCGACGUCGAUAUCACCCGGGCUUUGCUUUGCGUACGAGGCGAGAACCCUCGACGAAGCGACCUCAAGCGUUCAAGUGUCGCCCGAGACGUCGGUCCAAGACCUCAUGGCGCAGCUCCAGGCGUUGUAA